AUUAACUCCCCAAAUUUUAGUUUAUUUCCCUCGGCAACAUUCCUCCAAUUUACUCUUAUCUUCACAUUCGAUGAACUCUGUAUGUUCCAACUUGUGAUUUGUUGUCACAGUCAAAUAAGAUUCGUCGUUCGCAGAAGCAUACCCUCAGAUCGCGAGUUGAUCUGGGUCUCUUUUUCUCGGUUGGGGUUGGGAUAGUAAUUCUGAAAGAAAAGAGAAGGCAUUAUUAGGACAUGCUGCGUUUGAGAGCUUUCCGUCCGACAAGCGAUAAGAUCGUCAAAAUUCAGUUGCAUCCCACGCAUCCGUGGCUUGUCACCGCGGAUGACUCUGAUCACGUCUCCGUUUGGAACUGGGAACAUCGCCAGGUCAUUUAUGAGCUGAAAGCGGGUGGGGUCGACCAGAGGCGUUUGGUGGGAGCCAAGUUGGAGAAGCUUGCCGAGGGGGAGUCAGAGCCUAAAGGGAAACCAACGGAGGCCAUGCGAGGAGGGAGUGUUAAGCAGGUAAGUUUUUAUGAUGACGAUGUGUGCUUUUGGCAACAUUGGCGUACCCGCGCUGCAGCUGCAGAAGCUCCUUCAGCCAUCAAUAAUGUUACAUCUGCAUUUAAUUACCCUGCUCCAUCAACCAAAGGCAGGCACUUCCUUGUCAUCUGUUGUGAAAAUAAAGCCAUAUUUUUGGACUUGGUAUCAAUGCGUGGCCGAGAUGUACCAAAGCAAGAACUUGACAACAAGUCACUUCUCUGUAUGGAGUUCCUUUCUAGGUCUUCUGUUGGAGAUGGCCCACUUGUUGCUUUUGGCGGAUCAGAUGGUGUCAUUAGAGUUCUUUCAAUGAUAACUUGGAAGCUCACACGUAGAUACACCGGAGGUCAUAAAGGAUCUAUUUCUUGUUUGGUGACUUUCAUGGCUUCGUCUGGCGAGGCUCUUCUUGUGUCUGGUGGUAGCGAUGGUUUACUAAUACUUUGGAGUGCAGACCAAACUCAAGAUUCACGUGAACUUGUACCUAAGCUAAGCUUAAAGGCACAUGAUGGUGGGGUUCUGGCCGUUGAACUUUCCAGAGUGAUAGGAGGAACUCCACAACUAAUUACUAGUGGAGCAGACAAGACAUUGGCAAUAUGGGACACAAUCUCUUUCAAGGAGUUACGACGAAUCAAACCUGUUCCUAAGCUGGCUUGCCAUAGUGUGGCAUCUUGGACCCACCCUCGAGCGCCAGCUCAUGAUAUUUUAACUUGUGUCAAAGACUCCCAUAUAUGGGCUGUAGAGCACCCCACGUACUCAGCUCUCACGAGGCCAUUGUGUGAACUUUCCUCCCUGAUUCCCCCUCAAGCUCUUGCACCAAACAAAAAGCUUCGGGUUUAUUGCAUGGUUAUACAUCCUCUACAGCCCCACCUUGUUGCUACCGGAACUAAUAUUGGUGUUAUCAUCAGUGAGUUUGACGCUAGAUCGCUUCCAGCUGUAGCUCCCCUUCGGGCACCUUCUGGAAUCCGGGAGCAUUCUGCUGUCUAUGUGGUUGAAAGAGAACUGAAGCUACUUAACUUUCAGUUGUCCAGCACUGCAAAUCCUUCUCUUGGAAGUAAUGGCUCCUUAUCUGAAACAGGAAGGUUCAAAGUAGAUUUUUAUGAACCAUUACAUGUAAAGCAGAUCAAAAAGCAUAUCAGUACGCCUGUACCACAUGAUUCAUAUUCCGUCCUUUCUGUAAGCAGUUCGGGAAAGUAUCUUGCAAUUGUCUGGCCUGAUAUUCCUUACUUCUCUAUCUACAAGGUCAGUGAUUGGUCUAUUGUAGAUUCAGGCAGUGCAAGGAUUCUAGCAUGGGAUACUUCUCGGGACAGAUUUGCCAUAUUAGAGUCUGCUCUACCUCCUAGAAUUCCUAUAAUAUCCAAGGGGAGUUCUUCGAGAAAAGCAAAAGAAGCGGCUGCUGCGGCUGCUGCACAAGCCGCUGCGGCAGCUGCUAGUGCUGCUUCUGCAGCCAGCGUCCAAGUUCGUAUUUUGUUGGAUGAUGGAACAUCAAAUAUAUUAAUGCGGUCUAUAGGUGGUCGCAGUGAACCGGUUAUUGGCUUACAUGGGGGUGCACUACUUGGUGUGGCCUAUCGAACAUCUCGGAGAAUCAGCCCUAUUGCAGCAACGGCUAUUUCCACAAUUCAGUCCAUGCCCUUGUCAGGUUUUGGAAGUAGUGGCCUUUCUUCAUUUAGUACAUUUAAUGAUGGAUUUUCUUCUCAUAGAACUCCUGCAGAUGCAGCACCUCAAAACUUUCAGCUGUACAGCUGGGAAACUUUUGAACCCGUUGGUAGUAUGCUUCCUCAGCCAGAAUGGACUGCUUGGGAUGAAACUGUUGAGUAUUGUGCUUUUGCAUAUCCGCAGUAUGUUGUUAUUUCUUCUUUGCGACCUCAAUAUAGGUACCUCGGCAAUGUUGCAAUUCCUGAAGCUACUGGAGCAUUUUGGCACCGGAGACAGCUAUUCGUUGUAACCCCUACUACAAUAGAAUGUGUGUUUGUGGAUGCUGGGGUAACCGCUGUUGAUAUUGAAACAAGAAAAAUGAAAGAACAAAUGAAGCUGAAAGAAGCACAGGCUAGAGCAGUUGCUGAGCAUGGAGAGUUAGCACUAAUCACUGUCGAAGUUCCCCAAUCUACUUCUCAAGAUAGAAUCGCAUUGAGGCCCCCAAUGCUACAGGUGGUUCGGUUAGCUUCUUUCCAGAAUUCUCCUUCUGUGCCACCAUUCUUGACAUUGCCAAAGCUGUCUAAAGUUGAUGGGGAUGACUCUUCAAUGCCAAAGGAGUUGGAGGAGAGACGAGUUAAUGAGAUCGCUGUUGGUGGUGGGGGUGUGUCAGUGGCAGUUACUCGUUUUCCUGUAGAGCAGAAGCGGCCAGUAGGACCACUGGUUAUCAUGGGUGUAAAAGAUGGAGUUCUUUGGCUUGUUGAUAGGUACAUGACUGCUCAUGCCUUAUCGCUAAGCCAUCCUGGUAUUCGUUGCCGGUGUCUUGCUGCUUAUGGAGAUGCUGUGAGUGCAGUAAAAUGGGCAAGUAGGCUUGGGAGAGAACAUCAUGAUGACUUGGCACAAUUUAUGCUUGGAAUGGGCUAUGCUACUGAGGCACUUCAUUUACCAGGAAUAUCUAAGAGGUUGGAGUUUGAUCUGGCCAUGCAAAGUAAUGAUUUGAAAAGAGCUCUUCAAUGCCUUCUUACAAUGAGCAACAGCAGGGACAUAGGGCAGGACAGUCUUACCCUCGACUUGAGUGACAUUAUGAAUUUAACAGCUAAGAAAGAAAAUGUUGUGGAGGGCGUUCAAGGAAUAGUGAAAUUUGCAAAGGAGUUUUUGGACCUGAUUGAUGCCGCUGAUGCUACUGGACUAGCUGAUAUUGCACGUGAAGCUCUAAAGAGGUUAGCUGCUGCGGGUUCUGUGAAAGGAGCUUUACAAGGCCAUGAGAUAAGGGGACUUGCUUUGCGCCUUGCAAAUCAUGGAGAGUUGACACGGCUCAGUAAUUUGGUAAACAACUUGAUCUCAGUAGGGCUAGGACGUGAAGCAGCAUUUUCAGCUGCAGUUUUGGGAGACAAUGCCCUGAUGGAGAAGGCGUGGCAGGACACUGGAAUGCUUGCUGAGGCCGUUCUUCAUGCCCAUGCUCAUGGUCGACCGACACUGAAGAACGUGGUUCAAGCUUGGAAUAUAAUGCUACAAAAGGAGGUUGAGCACACUCUGUUAACAAAGACAGAUGCUGCUGCUGCAUUUAUGGCUUCCCUUGAGGAACCCAAGCUCACAAGUCUAGCAGAAGCUGGGAGGAAACCACCAAUUGAAAUUCUUCCUCCAGGGAUGCCAUCUCUUUCUGCUUCAACUAUUACUGUCCAGAAAAAGCCCAUCUCUAUUGUGCAGACUCAACAACAGCAAGCAGGCAAGCCAUUGCAAUUAGAAGCACCUGCGGGUCCUACACUUGCACCAGGCAGCUCACUGGCUAUUGCAGCAGAAACCGAAACUGCACCUUAUGGCCAGCCUGAAUCUGCACCUUCAAAUGCAAAACCGGUCACUGAAAGUGCGCAUUCUGCUGCAAACCUGGAUGUUGCAGGUGCAUCCGUUACCAAUACGCCAGCAGUAGAAAUUGCAACAGACGCACCCGAAACAAAUGAGGGUGCUGCAAGUGAGCCUGUUGUAGGUAAUAGACCUGUUUUAUCAUCAGGGAGUAACUCUAACCUGGUUGCUUCGGGACGAAAUACACAAGCAUCAUCUUUGAGUGAUACAGCACCAACUGACAUAUCCCCAUUAGUUCAAACCACAUCCAAGGGACCAGCAACCAAUGACGAUGCAAAUGACUGAUUUAGGUGGACUGCAAGAUCAAGAUCUGUUGACAGGGGUAGGGUUUGCUUCAGGUACCUCUGGCUCAUGGCGGUCGUCGUCGUCGCUUGGCUAGUGAGAGUAGUUGUCGUCGAGAACCAAUUUUAGGAUUGAAGAGAGAGGGAACACUAAAAUGAUUUAAGUUGAUGAAUUAUCAUUAAAUCUCAGUAUCAUAUGAGAUGGAUGGUUGAGAUUUAAUGAAUUUCAAAUGAGUUCAGCUGAGGGCCCGGACUCCUAAUGAGUUAAAUAUCCUUUAUUUGUGUACGUUUUAUAUGAUUAAUUACGUCUGAUUUGACAUGCA
This is a messenger RNA of Tripterygium wilfordii, 4605 nucleotides long. RefSeq lists its product as uncharacterized. The record is from RefSeq and is a predicted model, not a curated record. Lineage: Eukaryota; Viridiplantae; Streptophyta; Magnoliopsida; Celastrales; Celastraceae. The transcript is spliced from 21 exons. Gene Ontology annotation, molecular function: protein binding. Bases 231 to 4286 code for a protein of 1351 amino acids.